Molecule: messenger RNA, 1577 nt
Organism: Trichoderma harzianum CBS 226.95
Lineage: Eukaryota; Fungi; Ascomycota; Sordariomycetes; Hypocreales; Hypocreaceae
Exons: 1
Coding region: 444-1577 (377 amino acids)
Source: RefSeq, a predicted model, not a curated record
GGCGCUGUUUAUUUUGCAUGUAAAGACACCAAAAUGCGUCCUAAUAUGCCCAGCAGGUUUUGCAGGUACAUGAGGAUAUGUAUCUCUUAGGACACUUGCCUUGGAGCACAGGCACCUGAAACACCUGGAGCACCUGCUAAGUACCUCUGUAUCAAGGUUUGGAAAUGCUGUGAUCUUUAGGAUUGCUCCUACCUUUGCAUCUUGCCAAAUUGCACGCGUAACCAACACAUGACAUGAAGCAAGUGCGUUCAACACAAUUGUUCCUCCUCUGCUUCAGCAUCAUUCUCGUACCUUACCUUAUCCUUUUAUUGCACUCUUCAACCUGCAACUCUUCACCUUUCCCUCUCCAUCCAUGAUCUCUCGAUAACCUCGACAAUCUCGAUAUCCUCGAUACUCUCGAUACUCGUCUCUCGCCAACUCUUUCCUCUGUCAAGGAUCUCGGCAUGAAUUGGAUGGGAGGAAAUCUCUCUCGGCACCGUCGGGGAAAGGGCUGGAAGGAGGAAAUGGCACGACAAAAAGAAUACUUCGCCAAGGCCCGCUCUCGACAGCGUGAGGGUGCAAAAUCGAGCCCUGUACCGCUCUCUGCAGCUAAUUUCAUCCCCAAUUAUGCACCUCCGCCACAAGCUACCGCGAGCCUAGGGGAAGCAACAUUUCCAUCAUCCAUGCCGAUUAGUGAACCCACAGGCGCUGCAGAUGAGGCAUCAAGAAGCUUGAAUAAUCCAUUAAGACCAUUGCGAGGAGAUGUUACCGAACUGCCAUUAAUUGCUUCGUCAGGCGAGACAGGUGGAUUCACUGUGCCUGACCAGUCGUUAGAAAAUCACCCUAUGGGUGCUUCUAAUCAAAGAACUGAGCGUCGGAAAACUUUCCAAGAAGGAGAUGUUGCAAAAGUCAAACUGCCGAAACUCUCAGUCAAGGAGCCCACGCGGCAGAUUUUUGAGCGUCCACCCCUUUCGAGGCAUAUCUUGGAUCAGCAGCACAGAACGUCCGUCGCCCGUCGCGAAUUCCGGUCGAAAUUUGACAAACAGAGAGGUGUAAGAGAAAGAAGAGUGACCCAGAACACACCUCCACCUAGCCUUAGGUCGGUCAGAAUAAGCAUCGGCAGUCGAGAUUUUCGAUGGAGUGAGGAAAGAAAUUCCAUCCAAAAUGCCAUCCCAGAUGCCAUCGGGAAUCCCACUUUCGGUGAUCACUCGGAAGCCCAAAGCAUUGGACCCGAAGCCGAACAAACAACGCACACCACACGGCUUGGAGGUGCCAAUAUUGCGUCCUACAUUACCGGUGAGUCUUUUACAGGCUGUUCUCUGCCGAGUACGAGCAGCGAUCUGCUACUGUCGUCGCCAUGCCGGGAUAGAGCGGCUCGACGUCAAAAUAUGUACAAUUCACCAAAGAAAAUCGUAGGCGCGCCUUCGGCAGAAUUCGAGCACCCGCUACUAGAUUAUGCCUAUGGAGCGGCAAAAAAGCCAUCUUCAACGUCUGAAACAGAGUCUACGGGCAGUGUAGCCGUACAGAUCGGUGAUUUCGAAAUCACGCCAGAAGGCGAGACGGACGAAGAACGGGUUUGGAGACAGUGGCUGGGGUGA